UCGCGUCCAGAGGGGGGAAAGAAAAACGAAGAAGAAAUGUCAACGAUGCUGCUCCGAUGGUGCAUUUGUAAUAAUGCGUACAACCUAACCUAACAUUAUCUUGUUUAUCAUUUGUUUAGUAACAGGCAGGCGUGUGAUAGAAACAACUAGCACUCCGUCUCCAAAAGGUGGGUGAAGGUGAUCAAGACAGAGGACAAGACCAGACGUUAGCCAGCUAGCUAGUGUUAGCAAACAAGGAGUGAUGGUCGUCGAUAAUGAAUGAUGACAUCGAGAGUCAAACAAGCCAGUUAGCCUCACGUUAAUGUCAUAGUUAUCCGUGCAAAAUUACUAUCCAAGUGACCUCUGACGAGAUAGGGGACAUCAUAACCAUGGCGACGGCACAGUCAGCUCUAACCUUUGCAGUGUGCAUCUUAAUGAUAACAGAACUGAUACUUGCCAAGAAGGACUACUAUGAUAUACUGGGAGUGCCUAAAGAUGCUACUGAGCGUCAGAUAAAAAAGGCUUUCCACAAGCUCGCAAUGAAAUAUCACCCUGACAAGAACAAGAGCCCAGAUGCUGAAAUGAAAUUCAGGGAAAUUGCUGAAGCAUAUGAAACCUUAUCAGAUGAGAACAGAAGACGAGAAUAUGACCAGUUUGGUCACGCCGCGUUCUUCGACAGAGAGAUGCAAGGCAGACACAGGCCUAAUGUCCAUCAACCUUUCAACUUUAAUUUUGAUGACAUUUUCAAGGACUUUGACAUAUACAGCCAGAACAGGCAUGCCCGUCACAGAAGACACUUUGAAGAGCACUCCAGGUCCCAGCAGGACCCUCACAGCAGACAUAAGAGACACUUUCAAGCGGGGUUUGGCGCUGGUAUCUUUGAUGACAUGUUUGAUGACAUGGAGAGAAUGUUCACUUUUGAUCGACACACCAAGCAGACUGAAAACAGAUUUCAAGGUACAUCAAAGCAGCACUGUAGAACGGUGACACAGCGCAGGGGAAACAUGGUGACCACAUAUACAGACUGCACUGGCUCCUGAGAUGAGCUAUAAAAUAUCUUUGUACUCAAAAUUGCCUUAGGUGGAUACAGUAGAAUUGUUUUGACUGAGUUAGCAAUUAAAUACUAAGUUCAAAUAAAACUUGAACAGCGAAAAUACUCAGUUUAGGUCCAACUUAAAAUAAGCUGUUCUUUAUGGUCUUGUAUUUUCGGUGCAAAAGCUAGUCCCCAUGAGCGCUCACUGGCUUUUUUUUUUUUUUUUUUUUUUUUUUUUUUUUUUUUUUUUUAAUGAUUGCUUCAGUUGAAGAAGAAAUUUCAUAAAUAUUUUGACAGUAUUUUUGCAAGCAACAUCUUUUGAUUGAGUUUCAAAACAGUACGUUUACUGUUUUUGGAAGAGUAGACUGGCCUUAUUUUCCCCCAGAAUAUCCAUGUUUCUGUUCACCACCUCUACCAUUCUCCUGUUGUUUGUAUAGUUUCUAGUUUCUAUUGCUUACAUUGUGCCAUUGUGAGUGUUGAAAUGAGUGAAAGCUAGAAAACAAUAGCAAGCAGGGCAGUUUUGCCUAUGGUUGUGAAAUGGGGAGCACAGUCAACAAAAAUGUGUGACUGCACACAUUCUGUUUCUUUGGAGUGUUUGAGUUCCCAGGACUUCUCAUUGAAAUAUUGAUGUCUGUUAAACAAAAUACAAAGAAUGUUAAGUGUGUAAUCUGAUUUGCAGUGGACCACUUGAGUUAUAAGCUAACUGCAGAACGCACAAGAUGAGGCGCAAACUAGUAGCAUUUCCCUAAUAUAUCAUCUGUUACCUCAUUCCUGUAAACUAGCUACGAUGACAUGUUCUGUAGAAACAUGAAGUGCAAUAUUUAAAGCCCUGUCUUUAUUUCCUAUGUUAAUAGUAGUUGUGAAAACAUCCCUUAGCACUUUCACUUUUGUGUAAUAUUCUGAAUAAGUGUGUCAUAAUCUGAAAGAAUGUGUUUUGAGAAAUAAAAGAUAAAA
Myripristis murdjan (pinecone soldierfish) is the source of this 1966-nucleotide messenger RNA. It is a transcript of the gene dnajb9a, whose product is annotated as DnaJ heat shock protein family (Hsp40) member B9a. The record is from RefSeq and is a predicted model, not a curated record. Gene Ontology annotation, cellular component: endoplasmic reticulum. Gene Ontology annotation, biological process: ERAD pathway. The transcript has 3 exons. Lineage: Eukaryota; Metazoa; Chordata; Actinopteri; Holocentriformes; Holocentridae. The coding region runs from base 369 to 1019 and encodes 216 amino acids. Gene Ontology annotation, molecular function: misfolded protein binding; protein-folding chaperone binding.